UGAACGGUGUGACGUCAUACCGUUUGUUUUGGUUUGGUUUGCCAUACGAUUUUGCAAGAAAUCUCAGUUUCUCGCAUAAAAUCGUUAAAAAUUUGGUUUAUUACUGAAAAAAUAGCAGUUAAAGGUAAGUGCCAACAACUAUGACACGUCUACAUCAAUAUUUUUCCACAUUAAUGUUUUGAUAUUCCAGAUAUUGUCGGAAUUGCCAUAAACUGCGACCAGCACUGACGAACAGAGGACGGUCUCCUUGCGGAACUAAGAACGUGGACCUAACCGAUAGUGGCCGUACCAAGGACUUGAAGGAAAACCGGUGCCAGUGGCCGGAAGCAGUCCGUCGGAUGGGAUACUGCUGAAGCGAUCAGCAGCAGCAGCAGCGUCAACAUUACAAAUGCAGCAGUAGUCUCCACCGGAGAACCAGGUAAUUAUUUGACGUGAUAAAGGCCGAGUAGAAACCCAUCCAGUCCGUGCUGGCUGCGAACCGCGGCGAAAUCGCUACCAUGUCUUCCUAGUGUGUAACGAGCUGGGCAUGCCGUCGGUGGCCAUCUACUCCGAGCAGAAUCGCCAGCACAUGCACCGACAGAAGGCCGACGAGUCGUACAUCGAUGGCAAGGGCCUAGCCCCGGUCGAGGUCUGCAACACAUUCCAGAAAUUAUCCGGGUGUGCAAGGAGAACGACGUCGACGACAUGCACCCCGGUUAAGGGUCAUAUCGGUCCAUCACCUAAGGUUGUCCAGCAGAUGGGAGACAAAGUGGCCGCCCGUAAGGCUGCCAUUGAAGCAGGCGUUCUAAUCGUACCGGAAACGGACGGUCCCGUGACUAUCAAGGUGGAAGUGUUGGUUUUUUGCAAGAAGCACGGAUUUCCCGUGAUCUUCAAGGCAGUGUUAAGUGGAAGUAGCCGUGGAAAGGGAAGUGUGAAAAAUGGUAGAGGUCGGGGACAACUUCGAGCGAGCGAGUUCGGAGGCGAAGGCUUCCGUCGGUAAUGGUGCCAUGCUUAUUGGAAGGUUCAUCGAACGACCUAGGCAUAUUGAGUUGCAACUGUUGGAUGACAAAGCUGGCAACGUCAGAUAUGAAAACGCCGGAAUGGUGGAGGUCCUUUGAGACGGCAACUUCUACUCAUCAAAGUGAACGCCCGUCUGCAAGUGGAGCACCGGAAUUGAUUUCGUUUAGUUGGGACUAAAUCUAAAAUCCGUGUCGCCGAGGGAAUCACGCUGGCAGAGUUGGGAUACACUCAUGAUAUCAUUAAAACUCCCCAACAGCAGCAACCGCUAAUACAGCCUAAUUACGAAGAACAACA
Molecule: messenger RNA, 1293 nt
Organism: Culex quinquefasciatus (southern house mosquito)
Lineage: Eukaryota; Metazoa; Arthropoda; Insecta; Diptera; Culicidae
Product: pyruvate carboxylase 1
Exons: 3
Coding region: 527-979 (150 amino acids)
Biological process (GO): pyruvate metabolic process; gluconeogenesis
Cellular component (GO): cytoplasm
Molecular function (GO): pyruvate carboxylase activity; ATP binding
Source: RefSeq, a predicted model, not a curated record